AUGGGUCGCGACAAUUUUCCAACGCUGCGACGGCUUAUCAAUAACGUGAACCGUUUCAACAGCGCCUUCCGCGGGCAGAGCUACGAGAAUGUGGUGACGGCCCUGAAUCGAUACUACAGUCAGAGAGCUGGCUUUACCUUUAACCCAGCUACUCCCAUCACUACGGCAGCCUUGCACAACGAGAUUCGAGCGAAUAGCCGAAUUACGAGUGGAUUGUUUGAAGCGGAUAUGAUGUUGACUAUGGCCCAGCUAAACCAAAUCAUCAGCAACCGUCGUCGCAGAAAACUGGGAAUUGCUGCCCAUGAAAUCGGCCACAGCCUAGGAUUAUACCACGAGCAGUCCCGGCCGGAACGCGAUGCCUAUAUCAGGGUCAACUUUCAAAAUAUCGCCUCCGGCUACACCGGCUCUUUUGACAAGCGAUCUCCUGCACUUUCUCAGUCCCUCGGAAUCCCGUACGACUACGGUAGCGUCAUGCACUACGCUAUUAAUUCGUUCUCGAAAUCCUUUGGCUCCGACACGAUCACCCCAUUGCGAUCGCAAUUUUCGUACACCAUCGGAAACCGAGUGGAACCGGCUUUCUACGACUACAAGGCGGUCAAUUUGAUGUAUUGCUCAAGGUCUUGCGGCGCUUCCCUACCCUGCCAAAAUGAGGGCUACACCAACCCGAGUACCUGCAAUUCCUUUGGCGUAUUCAAG
Mesorhabditis spiculigera is the source of this 696-nucleotide messenger RNA. NCBI's taxonomy places the organism in Eukaryota, Metazoa, Nematoda, Chromadorea, Rhabditida, Rhabditidae. The record is from the annotation of a GenBank genome assembly.